Molecule: messenger RNA, 2028 nt
Organism: Neltuma alba
Lineage: Eukaryota; Viridiplantae; Streptophyta; Magnoliopsida; Fabales; Fabaceae
Exons: 1
Coding region: 446-1675 (409 amino acids)
Source: RefSeq, a predicted model, not a curated record
AUUUUGAUCCGUUUCGUCUUUUCGUAUAAUUGUCUCCGUCACAAUCCUUCACGAACCAGUAUUCACAUAAUUGUCUUCUUCUUCUUCUUCUUCUUCUUCUUUGGUGAGUCUGGAAUCCCAACCUGAUCUGGAUUUGGAGGGUUAAUGGACGUCGAGAGGAUGAAGCAAUUGAUGUUCUUGUGGUGUAGAAAGCAAAGUGCAAGAGUCGCACUCGUGGGUGGGAACCACACAGCCUCUGGAUUUUGCACUCGAUAAAAAGGUUCGAUAAAUUUUGAGGAAUCGUAGGCUUAGUUUCUUUUUCCUUCGUUUGUGGCAAUUUCUUUCGAUUUCUGCAUCUGGGCUGUCCCUUUUGCUGCGAAUUGACCCUAUCUUGAACUUCUUGUACAUCCAUACUCGCAAUUUUUUUAAAAGGGUUUUGUUCGGUGGGUUAGGAGUUAAUCGUCGCAUGAAGGAAAUGGAGAUGGUUUAUGGGUAUAAUAAACCCAAGAAUGGGAGUAAGAUCAAGUGCUCUCGUGUUGGACCAAGAAUUCCUUUGAAUUCUGAUACUGUGUUAGUGGUAAAGAUUCCUGAUGUACAGAUCUUGCGCAUUAUGUCUCGUUCACUGUUUUUGGCUAUGGCUCUUGUCACGUUGCCUUUCUUGGGUUCCAUUCUCAAGGGAUUGUCUUCUUCUCCAUCAGAUUUUUCACAUUCAUCAGUCUAUCCUAAGUUUGAUACUGAGCCUCAUUCGAUCAAUGGUGUGCUACUGAACUUCCUCCUUAAUGAUUUGGCUGAUGAAGGCCUUCUCAGAAAGGACGAUAAGGCUCUUGUUAUAACCCCUCCAAAUGGAUUUGUUGAUGUUAUUCCAUUCAACAAUGAAGUUGAAGUGGUUUUGGACUCUGAUUUGGAGAGGAAAAUCUCAAUCCCAAAUGAGUCAUAUGAUUUUGUGUUCAUUUCUGCCUCUGAAGAUGCUGAAUUCGUCGAUCGCAUUCUGAAAUCUGAUGGCAUUGUGGCUCUUCCAUUAGGCACUAACCCGUCAAAUGCUUUCAAAGAGAAACCAAAUUACAGAGUUGUGUAUCUCCGUACCUACAGUUCUAUCAUAGUUGUAUUGAAGAAAACUGGCCCUGAACCUUCAUCAAAGAGAAAGCUUUGCCAAUUGGAAACAGUUUCCAAGAAGGUGGUUCUAAAUGGUCUUGAAGAUGUCUUUCUUGAGCCACCAAAAAAAUCUCUAGUGAAAUCCAAUAAGUACUUGAAGAAAAUCAAGUACCUACCCAACUUGAUGGGUAAUUCUCUUGACGGCUACAAGCGAAGAGUCUUCAUCGGUGUAGGUUUGCCUCAAGAAAACAAAGUCACAAUUGAAUGGUUCAAAAAGAACUACCCAAAGAGUCAGCAUUUCGAGAUUCACAGUCUGGAAAUCAAACCAAAAGACCAGUCUGUUUCCCAAACUGAUGUUUCUGCUUGGUUAACUAAGAAUGUGGAGGAGGAAAACUUUGUGGUGAUGAAGGCAGAAGCAGAGGUAGUGGAGGAGAUGAUAAAAAAGAGAACAAUUUGCAUAGCGGAUGAGUUGUUUCUAGAGUGUAAGAAUGAAUGGUGGAAGUCUGGGAGGAGGAAGAAUAAUCACAGAGCAUAUUGGGAGUGCUUAGCUUUGUACGGAAGACUGAGAGAUGAAGGAGUUGCAGUCCAUCAAUGGUGGGGUUGACAGACUAAUCCAAAGACUCAGAUACCAUAUCAGAAGCACAGAACAUAACAUGAUGCAACAUGAGUAUGUGACCAAAUUGUCAUAUUUAUGUAUGAACGGGGCUUGAUUAGUAUUAACCUGCAGAAUGGGGUGUUUCUCUGAUAUGAAUUUUGCAAUAUUUACAUGGGGGGUUUGUUGGUUAUUGUUCUGUGUUUGUUUAUGUUUCUGGGGUUUGAAUUUGAAGUUGUGGGUGGGGGAUAAUUAGGAGUGUAAUGUGGAUGUAGUUGACCUUGUUCUAUUGUCUGUGUUAUGUAAUGGCGCAAAAAAUGAUGUGACAAGUCUUAUAAAUAAAUAAAAAGGAUCCUUUUUUUUUU